AGCAUUUUUUGCUACAGGUCUGAGAAAGGGCAAGCUGGUAUGGAGAAAGAGAAGUUCCAGCAGAAGGCUCUGAAGCAAACUAAGCAGAAGAAAUCCAAGUCGGCUGAAUUUCUGAUGGUAAAAGAAGAGAGAACAGCAACAGAAGGCAUUGAAAAUCCAGCUUUUAACAUCAGCAGCACAGAUCUUUCAGCAUAUCAGCCUUCAGAAGAGAAAGUUAUUAGACAUGACAAGCCAGAUAGCACCCUUGCAGCUCACCAACAAAAACUCGGGCUGCAAGCCCGUGCUGAACCAAGAGGAAAUGAAUACAGCAGAAAUUACUUUGACCCGUUGAUGGGUGAGGAAAUAAACCCAAGGCAGUGUGGGAUGGAGGUCAGUGAGGAAGAUCCUGUGAAAUGUGAUGAGCAAAUCCUGUACUCUAAACUGAUGAAGCUUCUAGAUGAGGAAAACAAGAUGCUGGACUUCCAAGCCCGUGUCAUCAGUGAAGAUUUUCCGGACGCUGUAAUGCCUGUCAGCUCCAGUAAGGCAUGUGACCUUCACAGGGAGCUUGAAGAUGAAGAGAUUCCUUCAUAUAUUGAACAGUUUGAGAGAGAUGUUCAGGAUGACAUAAUUCUGCUUGGCAGCUUUUCACUGGAACAGCACAAGGGAGCUUCUCACCACAAGAAACAAAAGUGGAGAGCCAGGAUUCAUGAACUCAUUCAAAGGGUGGGAAGUCAGCUGCUGAAAACAGAGGAGAGUGGAAUUGAAGAAGAAAUGGUAGCCAGCUUUGGUAACCUUGCAGGUGUGAAUUCUGGAUUAAAUGGAGCAGCAGGAACUUGUGGGGAGGUUGACUGCUCCAAGAUGCCGCAACCACUAGAAAUUCACCUCAGAUGCCUGAGGGGAGUCAAAGAUAAGGUCCCCAAAGGCCUCUACACUCUCAAAGUUUCUGUUCUCAGCCGCUUAGGUGGUGCCUUGGUGGAGCUGGAGGAGCAGCCUCAGGCCAGGACGACACAGGCUGUUAGUCACGGUGGAAACUUCUAUGACACUGAAAUCCACUUUGGACAAAGCAUCCAGACAGUUCUACCACAUAGAAAAGCUGUGAAACCAGGCAUGGUACUCCUCUUUGAACUCUUCCUUCUUCGUGGCACCUAUACCUGGAUUGAUCGAGAAGUGGGAUGGGGAGCUUUUCCCUUAUGUGAUAACAAUUUCAAUGCUUUGGAAGGAAAAUUUAAAUGUCCCUUCCUUAGAGGCCAUUAUGACUCCAAAAUUGACCGAUUAAAAAAAAUUGAAAAUUUUAUUUCUCAGGACUUGGAUCAUUGGUUAUGCAAUCUCUACUUUCAGGUUUGUAUUUAA
This is a messenger RNA of Catharus ustulatus (Swainson's thrush), 1329 nucleotides long. RefSeq lists its product as uncharacterized. The transcript has 10 exons. Gene Ontology annotation, cellular component: perinuclear region of cytoplasm. NCBI's taxonomy places the organism in Eukaryota, Metazoa, Chordata, Aves, Passeriformes, Turdidae. Bases 40 to 1329 code for a protein of 429 amino acids. The record is from RefSeq and is a predicted model, not a curated record.